AUGGUGCUGAAAUGGAUUAAUAAGGAACUUAGUGAUUUGGCCCAUGACCCCCCAGCACAGUGUUCUGCAGGUCCAGUUGGGGAUGAUAUGUUUCAUUGGCAAGCCACAAUUAUGGGACCUAAUAGCCCAUAUCAAGGUGGUGUAUUCUUUUUGACAAUUCAUUUUCCUACAGACUACCCCUUCAAACCACCUAAGGUUGCAUUUACAACAAGAAUUUAUCAUCCAAAUAUUAACAGUAAUGGCAGCAUUUGUCUUGAUGAUCUAAGAUCACAGUGGUCUCCUGCUUUAACUAUUUCUAAAGUUCUUUUAUCCAUUUGUUCACUGCUAUGUGAUCCGAGGCCAGAUGACCCCCCAGUGCCAGAGACUGCAUGGAUCUAUAAAACAGACAGAGAUAAGUACAACAGAAUAUCUUGGGAAUGGAUUCAGAAGUAUGCCAUGUGA
Messenger RNA from Choloepus didactylus (southern two-toed sloth), 441 nucleotides. Its product is annotated as ubiquitin-conjugating enzyme E2 D3-like. Gene Ontology annotation, cellular component: nucleus. Bases 1 to 441 code for a protein of 146 amino acids. The record is from RefSeq and is a predicted model, not a curated record. Gene Ontology annotation, biological process: ubiquitin-dependent protein catabolic process; protein polyubiquitination. Gene Ontology annotation, molecular function: ubiquitin conjugating enzyme activity. The transcript has a single exon. Lineage: Eukaryota; Metazoa; Chordata; Mammalia; Pilosa; Megalonychidae.